Molecule: messenger RNA, 2634 nt
Organism: Neurospora crassa OR74A
Lineage: Eukaryota; Fungi; Ascomycota; Sordariomycetes; Sordariales; Sordariaceae
Product: delta-1-pyrroline-5-carboxylate dehydrogenase
Exons: 3
Coding region: 326-2131 (601 amino acids)
Cellular component (GO): mitochondrial matrix
Molecular function (GO): L-glutamate gamma-semialdehyde dehydrogenase (NAD+) activity
Source: RefSeq, a predicted model, not a curated record
GCCGUUUGUGAGGGGAAGACGACGAUACAUGGCUUCCAAAGGCCGAUGACGGAAUGGUCCAACUGUACUCUUAAUUCAACUCCAACCUCCAUCGUCGAAUCUUCAGUUUCACAUAUAACUGUUUCCUCUAGGCAGCUCCAGCUCGAAAGUCCAACAUCGACAUCACGCACGAAGGACUUCCUGCACUACAGUACUGACCCGAACAACGGCAGUUCCGAUCCUGUGCAACUGUCUUCCCCCUGCACCUAGGAUCGCGAAAGGCAUACAUACCUACCUACCUACAGAAAGAGCCGCCUGGGUCGAAAGCCAAAUCAAGGUCAACAAAAUGUCGGCACGGAGGCUUCAGAGGCUGUCUCUUACCACUUCGAGUGGUCUGAGAUCAGCUCGCACAUCCUCGACUACCAUCAACUCUGCAUUGCUAAGGCCGCAGCUAUAUAACCAGAGAUCCAGGACAGCCAUACCCAGCAUCGUCAGGACGAACUCUACCCUCGCAACCUUCAAAGUCCCUACAGUGGCCAACGAGCCCAAUCAACACUAUGCCAAAGGCUCAGAAUCACGACACAAGCUCACGGAAGCUUAUACGGCGCUUUCAAAGAAUCUUCCUGUCGACGUUCCCAUUAACAUCCGCGGAAGGACGCUUAGCAAAGCAGACACCAAGUACCAGGUGAACCCCGCCGAUCACCAACAGAAAAUAGCCAAUUAUGCCGUGGCAACCCCCGAAAUGGUCAACCUGGCUAUCAAUGCCGCCCUGAACGCAAAGCCGGCAUGGGAAAGCUUGCCCUUCGCUGACAGAGCGGCAGUCUUCCUCAAGGCCGCCGAUCUGAUUAGCACCAAGUAUCGCUACGAGUUGAUGGCCGCAACAAUGUUGGGCCAAGGCAAGAACGCCUGGCAGGCCGAAAUCGAUGCCGCUGCUGAGCUCUGUGACUUUCUCCGCUUCAACGUCCAAUAUGCGGAGCAACUAUACGCUCAGCAACCGGCACAUAACUCCCCCGGUGUCUGGAACCGUGUCGAGUACAGGCCACUUGAGGGCUUUGUCUAUGCCGUCACCCCGUUCAACUUCACUGCCAUUGCGGGCAACCUUCCAGGCGUGGCAGCACUGCUGGGCAAUGUUGUGGUCUGGAAGCCGAGCGAUUCCGCGAUCCUCAGCAACUACCUUCUGUACAAGGUCCUUCUCGAAGCGGGACUCCCGCCCGAUGUCAUUCAGUUCAUCCCCGGCGAUCCUGAGUUGGUGACAAAGGAAGUGCUCGCGCACAAGGACUUUGCGGCUCUACACUACACAGGCAGCACUGCCGUCUUCCGUAAGCUCUAUGGCCAGAUUGGCGCUGGCGUUGCUGAGGGUAGGUAUCGAUCAUAUCCUCGCAUUGUUGGCGAAACCGGUGGCAAGAACUUCCACCUGGUUCACAAGUCUGCCGAUCUACGAAACGCUGUUGUCCAGACGGUCCGCGGUGCAUUCGAAUACCAGGGCCAGAAGUGCAGCGCCACUUCCCGACUGUACGUUGCCAAGUCGAUUUGGCCAGAUUUCCAGGAGCUUCUCGUCCAAGAAACGGAGAAGUUGAAAGUUGGCCCACCUCAUGAUCAUGGAAACUUCAUGGGCCCGGUCAUUCAUGCCGCCUCUUUCAAGAAGCUGAGCACGGCUAUUGACGAGGGCAAAAAAGACCCAGACCUCCAGCUAAUUGCAGGAGGAGAAUACGACAGCUCGGUUGGUUACUACGUCAAGCCAACCAUCUUUGUGUCCAAGACGCCAGACCAUAAACUCUUUUCGACGGAGCUGUUCGGACCCGUCUUGACGGUCUACGUCUAUGAUGACUACGUAGACAGCACUACCUCUAUCUACGACAUCAUCGACGGAGCUACGGAAUAUGGGCUGACGGGCUCAAUCUUUGCAAGUGACCGGAGCGUUAUCCGGUUCGCAGAGGAGAAACUCCGCAACUCGGCAGGAAACUUCUACAUUAACUGCAAGAGUACGGGUGCUGUUGUAGGCCAGCAGCCAUUUGGUGGCAGCCGAGCGAGCGGGACCAAUGACAAGGCCGGCAGCAUCAACCUCCUGAGUCGGUUUGUUAGCAUGAGAAGCAUCAAGGAGGAAUUUAACUCGACGACCACGGUGACAUAUCCCAGCAAUGAGGUCGAGUAGGGCCUUAGUGAGACCAUGGAGAGCAGCGUAUACUCGGACGAUAGUUGGGAGGAUUUCUCCCGGAGGACUCGCUCAGGAGGAGUUUUGAUGCAUCAAGCCGGCAUCGGCGAAUUCGUUCAUAAUAGGUGCGGUUCAACGGAGUUGUGUACGAGCAGCGUUGAGAGGGGUGCCAUGUUACUGGUUUAGGUGUCUAGCGAAUCAAAUCACUACCCGAAGUUGAAGUUGCAUUGUGUUGAUGGCUUUAUAUGGCACAGGUGCUUUAUCCCGACCUUCUCCUGGUGCUGUGAGUCCGAGAGAGUUACGGACGGCCCGUCGUUCUGCCCCGUGUUGAAGAUCGUCCUGACUGUCAAGGCCACGUGCGAAGUGCCUUAAAAGAGCUUGGGUAGCGGCGGGGGCUGUGGAAAGGGUCGGGGACCUUGACGAUCACUGACGAUGUACAGAAGACACCAUGUGUCCAAAGGUGGUUGUGGAAGUAGAGCAUAAUGACAGAGACUUGGCAGGUA